AUGGCUUGGCUACAUGAUGAGGGUUGCAGGGGGGUUGUGGAGAAAGCCUGGUUAGAAGGGAGGAAUAAGGGGCUACAAGGUUGUAUUCAACUCUGUGGAGACAGACUAUCACGAUGGGGAGGGGAUAGAUUUCAUAAGUUCGGUGAGCAGGCAAUGAAUCUUCGUAAACAGCAACUACGUUUACGGGGGUGUAUGGAUCAGGCAUCAUUAGCAGAAUACCAGUGGUUGGAGGGGUGUCUGGAUCAAAUUGAAAUACAGGAGGAUGCGUAUUGGAAACAAAGGGCAAAGCAGCACUGGCUAAAGGGAGCGGAUGCGAAUACAAAAUUUUAUCACAGGUAG
This is a messenger RNA of Ipomoea nil (Japanese morning glory), 339 nucleotides long. RefSeq lists its product as uncharacterized. The coding region runs from base 1 to 339 and encodes 112 amino acids. NCBI's taxonomy places the organism in Eukaryota, Viridiplantae, Streptophyta, Magnoliopsida, Solanales, Convolvulaceae. The record is from RefSeq and is a predicted model, not a curated record. The transcript has a single exon.